AUGGACGACCUCCACGCGCCCACCGUGGCGUCUGGACCAACCUCUCAAGCAGCAUCAAAGAGCGAAGAGAAAGGCAAAUCAUUGCAAGAGUUGAUGGCGCGGAAAGAGAACCUCGAAGCCGAGCUGUCUGCUCUCGGAUCAGUGUUGGAUUCGCACGGCGUCAACAUGAACACCUCCCUCCUCACCUUCGACGGCUUUCCCCGCAACGACAUCGACGUCGCACAGAUCCGAACCACGCGUGCGAGAAUCAUCCACCUCAAAACCGACUACAAGCUGGUGAUGGCCGAGCUGGAGAAGGCGGUACACGAUCGAUUUGCACAAGGAGCAGACAGCUCAUCACAAGCCACGCCUUCUGCAAACACCGCUGCUCGCUCUGCCGUCCCGACUACGGCGGACUCUCCGCUUGAGCCACCGUUUGCGAAGAUUAAUACCAUUGUUUCAAAUAGUCCGGCGGAGCUGGCUGGGCUUUUGGUAGGGGACAAAGUGACGAGAUUUGGAACCGUGAAUUUCACGAAUCACGAGAGAUUAGGCAAGGUGGCGCAGGUGGUGCAACAGAGUGAGAAUCGCGUGAUUCGGAUCAGAGUCCUGAGGGAGACGGCAGGAAAUGCACGGUCACAAACCCUCGAGCUGAGUUUGGUGCCGAGAAGAGACUGGGGUGGGAGGGGAUUGCUGGGGUGUCAUCUGCUGCCGGUAUGA
Neohortaea acidophila is the source of this 696-nucleotide messenger RNA. RefSeq names its product 26S proteasome non-ATPase-like protein regulatory subunit 9. The record is from RefSeq and is a predicted model, not a curated record. Bases 1 to 696 code for a protein of 231 amino acids. The transcript is spliced from 3 exons. Lineage: Eukaryota; Fungi; Ascomycota; Dothideomycetes; Mycosphaerellales; Teratosphaeriaceae. Gene Ontology annotation, cellular component: nucleus; cytoplasm. Gene Ontology annotation, molecular function: protein binding. Gene Ontology annotation, biological process: proteasome regulatory particle assembly.